Molecule: messenger RNA, 1355 nt
Organism: Photinus pyralis (common eastern firefly)
Lineage: Eukaryota; Metazoa; Arthropoda; Insecta; Coleoptera; Lampyridae
Product: mitochondrial mRNA pseudouridine synthase Trub2
Exons: 5
Coding region: 322-1266 (314 amino acids)
Biological process (GO): pseudouridine synthesis; RNA processing
Molecular function (GO): RNA binding; pseudouridine synthase activity
Source: RefSeq, a predicted model, not a curated record
UAUGCUGCAAUGGACUUGGCAUUUUUAUUAAUCACAAAACAGUCAUUUUAAGGCAAUAUGCACAUACUUUGUGAUUUACACUUGACAUUAACUUAAUAUUGAACCCUAGGUAAAAAGUUUGAAGUAAACAUUUGUUAUAGUACUGUAGGAACUAUCAAUGUUCAAAUCAAUUUUUGCGCGCCUUUUUUCUUUCCUGCGUAAAGCAUUCUGGGAAAAUACGCGUCAACGGAGACACAUCCAGUGUGAAAAAUCAAUGAUCUAACCUUGAAAAAAGCAAUAACUUCUAAUAUUAACCAUAAUUCAAGGAAUUUUGAGUUCUCAAUGCAAAAAACCGCAUCAAAGGCUUUAAGCGUGAUAACCGAAGAUGCAACAUCGGCAUGGAAAGCCCUUAACGGUAUUAUCUGCAUUUACAAACCGGCGGACGUUUCAUGCCACAGAAUUUGCAACAUUCUCACGUAUAAAAUUAGCAACGAAUUGAACCAAAUGAAAUGUCGACCGUGCGGCGAUUACGUGCAAAUCGAAGGGGACCCCUUGACGCAACUAACGGUAGUAAAAAAGCAAAAUUUAGCCGAUCAUCCGUUAGUGGUGGGACCCCGUUACAAUCCGAACAAUCUCCGUUGUUCCUGGUCGAACUACUUGGGAUUUAAUACAAGUGGCGUUCUCUUAAUGGGUUUACAAAAUGGUACGAAAACUGCGAAUCUUAUUCGAAGCAAUAAACUCAUGCGUGCGUAUAGAGUUAAAGGAUUGCUGGGGCGUGCCACUGACAAUUUUUAUAAGGAUGGUAAAGUUGUAGAGAGGACCACAAUGGGGUUUAUUAAAUCACAUCAUAUGGAUCGAUUAUUGUCAGUCAUACAGUCGUCACAUCAGCGGAAAAUGUUUGACGCAACCGGUGUUGAUUUGCAAUCGCAAACUGCAUAUGAUUUAGCUGUGAAAGGACAAAUACGACCUGUGUGUUCAAAAACACCUUUGCUGUAUGGAAUUAAGUGUGUCGAUUAUCAACCACCUGAAUUCACUGUAGAGAUUCACUGCGUGAACGAGUACGAAAUGUAUUUAAAGGCACUUAUACACGAAAUAGGUUUGAAAUUGCAUUCGACAGCACACUGUACUGGAAUUCAAUGCAUUCGACACAGUUAUUUCAAUCUAGAUCACGCGCUGCUGCAGAAACACUGGACACUGCAACACAUAUUUGAUAAUUUGGAGGAAUGUGGAAAUAUUAUUAGCCAACAUGAAAAUAUGACUAAUAAUAAUACUAUUGUCAUUCAGUAAAUUUGUAAUUAUAAGUCGUAUAAGAUGUAUAUACAAUGGUUGUAUGCAAUAUUCUUGUUUGUAGUUAAGAAUAAAAUAUUUAGACACUA